Molecule: messenger RNA, 869 nt
Organism: Cajanus cajan (pigeon pea)
Lineage: Eukaryota; Viridiplantae; Streptophyta; Magnoliopsida; Fabales; Fabaceae
Source: RefSeq, a predicted model, not a curated record
UUCCACCGUGCUCUCGUCUAUGAUUUCUUCCCAAAUGGGUCACUGCAGAGAUUCUUGGCUCCACCUGAGAAACAGGAUGUUUUUCUUGGUUGGGAGAAGUUGCAACAAAUUGCCUUGGGUGUUGCAAGAGGAAUUGAGUAUCUCCAUCUUGGUUGUGAUCAUAGAAUACUUCACUUUGACAUCAAUCCUCACAAUGUUUCACUAGAUGACGACAUGGUCCCAAAAAUCACUGAUUUUGGACUUGCAAAGUUGUGUCCCAAAAAUCAAAGUACAGUGUCUAUGACUGCAGCUAGGGGAACCUUGGGCUACAUUGCCCCUGAAGUUUUCUCAAGGAACUUUGGUAAUGUGUCUUACAAGUCUGAUAUUUACAGCUUUGGGAUGUUGCUGUUGGAAAUGGUUGGAGGAAGAAAGAAUACAAAUGUAUCAGCCGAGGAAAGUUUCCAAGUUUUGUACCCUGAAUGGAUCCAUAAUUUGCUUGAAGGCAGAGACGUGCAAAUUAAUGUUGAAGAUGAGGGGGAUGUUAACAUUGCAAAGAAACUUGCCAUUGUAGGACUUUGGUGCAUUCAGUGGAACCCAGUGAAUCGUCCUUCAAUAAAAAUUGUGGUACAAAUGCUUGAAGGGGAUGGAGAGGAGUUAAUUGAACCUCCAACUCCUUUUUCUAGAACAAACAUUGUACCAGCAACACAUCAAAAUUUUGAGUUGGAAGUUAUCCAUGAAAUAGAAGAGUAACAUUGUUUAAACAUUUUUAGGUUUUCUCAAAUGUAAUAUUUUUUGGCAAGUAGGAUUAUAAGCAAAAAUAUUGUUGGAACUAAAUAAUGAUCCUUCCAGCGGAAAUAAAAUAGUAUUGACCAAUGCAUUUUACCAUUUCU